Zingiber officinale is the source of this 333-nucleotide messenger RNA. RefSeq names its product 187-kDa microtubule-associated protein AIR9-like. Lineage: Eukaryota; Viridiplantae; Streptophyta; Magnoliopsida; Zingiberales; Zingiberaceae. The record is from RefSeq and is a predicted model, not a curated record. Gene Ontology annotation, cellular component: plasma membrane; plasmodesma. Bases 1 to 333 code for a protein of 110 amino acids. The transcript has 3 exons.
AUGAUGUUCAAUCGUAUAAGGGUACUUUGUGAGAAAGACAGGUCUACAAAGGAGGCUCCAGGUGCAGGAAAUCUUGAAAGAAGAAUUCUAGAAGUUAACAGAAAAAGGGUCAAAGUUGUUAAACCUGGUUCUAAGACUUCAAUUCCCAAUACUGAAAUUCGUGGAACCUAUGCCCCUCCUUUUCAUGUUGAGCUAUACCGGAACGACCCGCACCGAUUCAAGAUUGUAGUAGACAGCGACAAUGAAAUGGAUUUGAUGGUGCAAACUAAACACUCGUGUGAUAUCAUCGUCCUUGUGAUAAGAGGCUUCGCCCAGCGAUUCAACAGCUUGUGA